AUGUUAGUAGAAAUGAAAAGCUUCAUUCCUUCUUCAUAUACUUUUGAGACAGAAAUCCAGAAGAUAAAGCAAGAACUUUUAACAAGUAAUUUAGACUGUAGUGCGAAAGAUGAAACAAAUGAACAGUAUCUUUAUGAAAUGCAGGAUAUUAUUGACCAUUUACCCAAAUUGCCUGAAAUCCAACAACAAAAACUCACUAUUCCAGAAUUCGAUGAAAUAGAAGUCAAAGCAACUGACUCAGUAGAAAUAAAGAAGUUCAUACGAAAGGUAAACUAUGAGUUUCUAGGAUUUCAUUGCAACCAUAAGGUUAUGGACAAAGAUUGCGACAUGGUAUAUAAGAAUGUUUCUGACCUUUACAAAACCCGGGAGUUUAAGACCUACGACAACUUUGUUUCGUUAGUUGCAAAAUGUGUAUGGCAGAUAAGAGAUAAAGAUAGAAGAGGUAAGGUAUGGAAUGAACAGAUAAAACCAGCAACUUUUGAGUUAAAGAAAACCAUUGACGCUUUAGUUGUUUUAGCAGGUAAGGUUUCAGAAUAUAACGCAAAAAUGAACCCGCAAUGUUCUAAAUGUAAAGCAGCAAUAAGAAAAUAUAACUACUCCGUCAAAGAGAUAGAAC
Messenger RNA from Trichomonas vaginalis G3, 616 nucleotides. RefSeq names its product organellar and viral DNA polymerase type B. The transcript has a single exon. The annotation marks the transcript as partial. Lineage: Eukaryota; Parabasalia; Trichomonadida; Trichomonadidae. The record is from RefSeq and is a predicted model, not a curated record.